CAUGCUCCGUGUAACUACGCGGUUUAAGCAGACAGGAGGCUAUUUUUGACUCCUAGUUUCACUUAGAAUUGUUUAGAAAGUACCGAACAACUGUAACAGUACUCGGUCCGUAUAAACGAGGAGGUCUGCACGCGAGCACGCGGUUUAUUUCUAUGCUUGCACCGCGGCACCCGUUGGGAACCAAUCGUAGACAUUUCCUGAGUCUCUACUUCUACGCCUACUGAUAUCUUCGGUCUGUAAAACCUGGAACUGUGAACAGUGCUUUUAAAUGUUGUGUAACUGCCUUUGGGAAUCAACUUUAUAGUACUAAUCAUCCGUGUUGCCUUCUAAAAGUUGUUUCCGAAGAAGAAAAGAACCGGAUAUGAGUUUCUUAUUUGGAAGCCGUUCAUCAAAGACAUUCAAGCCCAAGAAGAACAUCCCAGAAGGCUCUCAUCAGUACGAGCUGCUGAAGCAUGCAGAGGCCACGUUAGGAAGCGGAAACCUCCGAGCUGCCGUGAUGCUGCCCGAGGGAGAAGACCUCAACGAAUGGAUCGCUGUCAAUUCUGUGGACUUUUUCAACCAGAUCAACAUGCUGUACGGCACGAUCACAGAGUUCUGCACAGAAACCAGCUGCUCUGUCAUGUCUGCAGGGCCCAGAUAUGAAUAUCACUGGGCAGACGGCACCAACAUCAAAAAACCGGUCAAGUGUUCAGCUCCCAAGUACAUUGAUUACCUGAUGACCUGGGUCCAGGAUCAGCUGGACGAUGAGACGCUCUUCCCGUCUAAGAUCGGUGUUCCUUUCCCGAAGAACUUCAUGUCAGUGGCGAAGACUAUCCUAAAGCGUCUGUUUAGGGUUUAUGCUCAUAUUUAUCAUCAACAUUUUGACUCGGUCAUACAUCUUCAGGAGGAAGCUCAUCUGAACACCUCCUUCAAGCAUUUUAUCUUCUUUGUACAGGAGUUCAAUCUGAUUGAUCGCAGAGAGCUGGCGCCCCUGCAGGACCUCAUCGAGAAGCUAGGCAGCAAAGAUAGAUAGAGACUGAUAUGAACACCGUAUUGGUCAGCCUUAAUGCAUUUUGUCGAGAGCCUUUCUGUGUUCCUGUCUGAAUGUGCUGUUUGUGCACACUGAUUGUCUUUCAUCAUCUCAGCUCGUAGAAGUCUUGAUUUUCUCUCAUGUUUCUUCUGUUGUCAGUAUUACACUGUAGCCUUUAUUUCACCCCUUUGUGACGGAUUGGGAUAGAAAGCAAAUAUCAGAGUGUUUAUGGAAGUUAAAAUAAAACCAGCAGUUUUAAUCAGUGCUUUUAAAACGGAAUAAGAUGUGUUUGGGGAAGGGAUCAAUGUUACUUUUACUUUAUUGUUGUUGUUUUGUACAAGUUUGAAGGCAAAUGUUAUUUGUGAUUUUUUUUUUCUUUUCUUUUUUUCUGUGUGAUUGCAUAUUCAUCAGUGAAAAUUAUUGUUACGAGGCGUUUGUCAGUUGUAGGUAAACCCCAAGAGCUUUAUAUUCAGACUUUUAAGCAGUAUUUCAUGCCUUAUCAAAACAUCUGGUUCAUUUUACUUUUCCUUUUUUAUUUCUAGUCACAAUAAUGACUUUUCUAGCAUGUACACAAUCAUUUUCGUAAGCAUUUCGUCUUGUUAAUAUUUAGUUUAUAGCCAAUCAAUGUUUUUAAGUUGAUGAUUUAUAAAGGGAAAAGGUGGAACUUUUAUUUUGAAAUUUAAACAUUCCUCACCCGGAAGCUCGUUUUUUUUU
Messenger RNA from Carassius auratus (goldfish), 1723 nucleotides. RefSeq names its product MOB kinase activator 1A-like. Lineage: Eukaryota; Metazoa; Chordata; Actinopteri; Cypriniformes; Cyprinidae. The record is from RefSeq and is a predicted model, not a curated record. The transcript has 6 exons. Bases 362 to 1012 code for a protein of 216 amino acids.